AUGUCUGUCCGUCGACACUACUCAUGGCCAUUCAGUGGCUCUGCUUCCGGCGCAAGAGCCGAAGAGUUGCGAUACAAUCCGCGAAAGGUUGGCUCGUUGCUUUCUACCUCGAACCCACAAAGGUCCACCAAGCGAUUCACAGCGGUUGACCAACCUUUCGGCCCGGCACUGUCAUUGUACAGUUCCUCAGAAGAAGAAGUCAUCCUAUCUUCUGCGGGCAUACUAGACUCCAAAAUCGAGAAACGUCAAUUGCGACGACAGCGUCGAGAACGACGAGCAGAACACAAGCGGCGAAGACACGAGCGGAGACAGAGAUCAGCAGAAGCAAACAAUAACGAAGACGGUGCCACAGAAGAAAUUAUAAUAUCCUCAAUCACCCAGGCGAACGAAGCCCCAAUCGCGAUCAUGCGUCGGUUCGUUUGGCCACAUCUGGAAAAAGCGAGGCACUUUUUCCUUUCGCUCCACACUUUUCAGUACCUGACUGGAUCUUGGACUUCACACUUGAGACGUGUUGGUCCUACGGAUAAAAAGAGCCACGAGAUCAAGGCACGAUAUGCCGCCAAAUUGGCGAGCUCAAGUAAGCCAUCUUUGUCGCCAAAACAACCCUCGGCAGAUGAAGGAGGAAUGUCACUAUCAAUACCCGAUCGGAAUGAAUGGAUGUUGCGUCCGGAAAGACGGCAUCGUAGAUGUCACUCUGAACAACCACGGGCGUGGAGAGAGCCUAACCCGGGGCUGUGGACAUUGGCAGAGGAAUAA
Talaromyces amestolkiae is the source of this 756-nucleotide messenger RNA. RefSeq lists its product as uncharacterized. The record is from RefSeq and is a predicted model, not a curated record. The transcript has a single exon. Lineage: Eukaryota; Fungi; Ascomycota; Eurotiomycetes; Eurotiales; Trichocomaceae. Bases 1 to 756 code for a protein of 251 amino acids.